AUGAUCUGGUUUUCCUCUGUCACACUUUCAUUCUGCCUCCAGGUCCUGUCCCCACUGUCCGACUCAAUCCUGGCGGAGAAAACUGUCACGGUGGUGGACGACAAAGUGACCAUCACAGAGCUGGGGGUCCAGCUGGUGACGGGACUGUCGAUGGGCCUGCAGUUGAGUCCAGGAAGCAACAGGGCCAUCCUGGCUACGACCAGCACACAGGAAGUUCUGCAGAACCCCAAACAGGAGGCUUUGAUCAGCGCCUGGCUCCAGUUCAGUGAUGGCUCUCUGGCUCCGCUGGAUCUCUACAACACAGACUUCUUCGUGCUAACGGUCAUGUCUCUGAACGAGAGGGUGGUGACUGUGCAGCAGGACCCCUCGUGGAAGUGGCCUAUCAUCGUGACGGAGGCGGAGGGUCAGGGCUUGUUCAUUAGGGUGGAAAUGACUGUCAGCGAAGCUUGCCAGAAGUUGAAGCGCCGCAGCGUCCUGGCCGCGGGAAACUGUAACGUCAGGGUGGCGUUUGGUCCCGGCGAAGGCUCAAGGGGAGGCAGCAACGACUACGGCCCAGACGGAGACGACGUGGAGAACAGAGGCAGGCUCUCAUCACAGGACAGGACCGGCCUGGACACCCACUACUACGGCAGCUCCAUCUCUGACAUAGAAGACGCGGGGUCGAGGAGAGCGACCACGACCAGAAGUGCUAUCAUACGCAGGCCUAAGCUCUCUGACAACGGUGGCCGAAACAUGCCAAUUGACUUUGCAGACUUCCCCGCCCAGGUGGAUCUUCCUCACGGCCGCAACACCGACGACGACCUCAUGCACGGCGGUCGCGGACUCACCGACCUGGAGAUUGGCAUGUACGCUUUGCUCGGCGUCUUCUGCCUUGCCAUCCUGGUCUUUCUCAUCAACUGCAUUUCCUACACCCUUAAAUACCGCCACAAGGAGCUCUCCAUCGAGGGCCAGGAGAACCUGAACCACGCCCACGACUGGGUGUGGCUGGGGAACGAGGCGGAGCUGCUGGAGAGUCAGAUCAGCCUGUCGCCGCAGCAGGAGGAGCAGACCUCCAUGAUAGACUCCAGCAGCGGCCUGGAGGAGGGCAGCCACCUGCUGAACGGCGGCUCCGUGCAGAAGAACGUGCAGGGACAGGUGCACCGCGCCGCGGACACGGCAAAGGACGUCAAAGGAGACUCUCCCACCACCAAGAGGAAAAGAGUGAAGUUCACCACGUUCACCACUCUUUCUUCGGACAAUAGCCACCCGGCUGUCAGCACGCUCACGGGAAGCCACAGCCAGGACAUUAAGUGGGUGUGCCAGGACGUGCAGCUGGGAGACUCCAAGGAGUUGCGUAACUACAUGGAAAGGUUAAACGACAGUGCUUUAAAAGAGGUGGCGUAAUGUACAGCGUACACUUGCUACAAACUCACCCUUUUGCCUUUCAGAGGAGAGUGGGUCUCAACAGAUCCGUGUCUGGGGAAAGAGGAGGAGGAGGACGUUUGGACACAGAAUCACCUCAAACUGCCAAAGGAUCUUCAGAUUUAAGAGAACGGCCGUGAAUCCACUCAUUAAAAAAAAACAAAAAAAAACAUACACACACACGCACACGCACACACACACACACACAAACAAGGCAAUCAGGUGGAUCAUUUCCCUUUUAGUUCAUUAGAUGAUGAUCUUUUUAUUGUUGUUUUGUUAAUACAGGAAUUAGAAUCCAGAAAACCAGGACGGAUCCUGACAGUCAAGUGACUAUUAAACGAUUUUUAAACAAACUCUCUACAACAGCUGGAUAGACGUUAAGAACGUGUGUGCACAUCAAAUUGUUUUGGAGGUUUUGUAUCGCUUUGGAUACUCAUUUCAUAACCCCCCACACUCCCACAACCCCACCCAGUCGACGGAAGAGUUCUGGAUGAAAGCGGGCCAAGAUGAGCUUCUGCAUGUUGUUGGUACCAAGAAAAAAAAAAAAAUGGCACAAAUUUCCAAUUCUUUCUUAUCCUUCUUUAGCAAGGCAGAAAACCUGUUAUGUACAAACCGAACAUUCUCCAAAUCAUUGUAUUGUUGCUCUGUAUAUGGUAUUUUCAUAACAAUUAAGGAAUACACAAUAAUGUCCAAACUGUGAA
Messenger RNA from Poecilia reticulata (guppy), 2102 nucleotides. Lineage: Eukaryota; Metazoa; Chordata; Actinopteri; Cyprinodontiformes; Poeciliidae. The record is from RefSeq and is a predicted model, not a curated record.